CAGCGACGCAAGAUGGCAGCCACCACAGGCUCGGGAGUAAAAGUCCCUCAAAAUUUCCGACUGUUGGAUGAGCUGGAAGAAGGCCAGAAAGGAGUAGGCGACCGCACAGUUAGCUGGGGUCUGGAGGACGACGAGGACAUGGCGCUCACAAGAUGGAUAGGCAUGAUAAUUGGGCCUCCACGAACAAUUUAUGAAAACCAAAUACACAGCCUUUAGAUAGAGUGUGGGCCUUAGUAGCCAGAAGCACCCCUGUCUGUGAGAUUUGUAACAAGAGUCAAUAUGAGUGGCGUGAGCAGUUCCAAUGGAGUGGUGGAUCCACGAGCCACGGCAGUGCUGGCAAAGUGGCAGAAUUCCCGCAGCAUCAAAGUCAUCCUGCAGGAACUGAGGCGCUUGAUGAUGUCAAAAGAGAACAUGAAGCUGCCACAGCCACCAGAAGGACAGUGUUACAGCAAUUAG
Molecule: messenger RNA, 456 nt
Organism: Rattus norvegicus (Norway rat)
Lineage: Eukaryota; Metazoa; Chordata; Mammalia; Rodentia; Muridae
Source: RefSeq, a predicted model, not a curated record